Messenger RNA from Paramecium sonneborni, 1895 nucleotides. NCBI's taxonomy places the organism in Eukaryota, Ciliophora, Oligohymenophorea, Peniculida, Parameciidae. The record is from the annotation of a GenBank genome assembly.
AUGUUAUAGAAAUUUUAAACUUAAAUAGAAAAAAAUUUAGCUUUAGAUAACUAUUUUGAAGAAAUGGAGAUAGGAAGAGAUUAUUAUAAAUUUAUUAUGAUAAAAGAAUCACAUUCUAUGGCAGUAUUUAAAAUAGAAUAAACUAAGAUUUAUAAAUGCAUCCGAAGAUAAUCUGAACAAGAUUACAUAGUUUAUCGUAUUCCUUAUAAGAGAAUAUCAAAAACCUAAUCACUGCAAUUAAGUAUACCUUAUUAAAUUGAAAAAUUAAACUAAAUAAGGUUAGCAAACAUCAUACAUCCUGAAAAUAUCUAUUAUGAAUAAAACUAUACUUAUAUGACACAAUCAACUUAUUUAAACAAUUUUUAAUUACUGAAUUAGAGAAAUACUUUACAUGAAUAAAAGUAAUUGUUUAUAAUAACAUAACUUUGCAUAAGUAUGUAUUACUAAUUUUAUACUAUAUUUUCAUAGCUUUACAAGAAUUACAAAAACGUAAUUUUCCUCCUUAUAUCUUGAAUCUCAACAACAUUUAUAUAAUUGAAAAUGUAUUGCAUCUUAGUUUUUUACAUUUUAAAUUUGAUGAAAUUGGAUCAUGUGAUUUUGAAUCAUUUUAAUAAUUUGGUAAUUAAAAUUAGUAUUUUAAGUUCAUAAAUAUUUUAGUAUUGCAAACAAAUAUUGUAUAAAUAAUUAUGAAAGCACUACAGAUAAACUUAUAGAAAUUUUAAAACUUGAUUAUUUUGAUUAAGGUUGUCCUCAUUUGAAUUAUGUCAAAAUUUUAUUUUAAAUAGAAAAUAUAGAAUCAAAAUUAAGAGGUUGUAAUUCCUUCACUUUUUCAACAAAAAAGCCUGCUUUGUUUUCAAUUUAUCCUCAAGCUAAAAACCACAUUUUUAUAAAAGUUCCUAGAAUUAUGGAUGAUAAUUUAGAAGUAAUUGAAUAUCGAUAAUUACAAAAUUAAAGAGAAUUACAAUUUAAUGAAUAACUUUAAAAUAGUUCUAAAUUUGCAACUUUUUUAUCAUAUCUUCGAAUACAAAAACAUUUAUUUUUUUUUUAUCAAGAAUAUCCAUUAACUUUGGAUUAAUUAUUUGAAGAUUCAAACUAAAAAAUUCUUCUUAAAAAAUUAUAAUAUAAAUUUGCUAUGUAAUUAGCAAUGGCUUUAUCUGAAUUGCAUAAAAAGUAAAUUUUACAUAGAGAUAUUAAACCAUAAAAUAUAUUUUUGACAAGUGUUGAUAUUGAAAAAGCAAAUAUUAAACUAGCAGAUUUUGAUAGAUCAAGAAGAAUAAAAACAGAAUAAAUAUAUGAAUAAAAGGAUUUUUAUUUAGAAGAUUCUAGUGAAGAAAAUACAAUCUUUUCUAGUACUUAUAAUUAUAAUCCUCCUGAAUCUUUUGGAACUAUAUAUGAUUUUUCUAGUGAUAUUUGGCAAUUUGGAUUAACGUGUAAUAUAUUAAAAUCAUUUAGUAUUCUAAAUGGCAAAUAAUGGAAUCUAUCCUCCAGUCAAGAAGGCUAUGCUAUUUGAUCCUGAAGAGUAUUCAAAUAUAAACUUAAAUUUAAUUAGCUCAGUAUUAAAUUAAGAAUUAAAAGAAUAAACAUUACAUUAAGAUUAUAUAAUUUUAAUUUCAAGAUGCCUAGAAUCUUAGAGUGAUAAAAGGAUUUCUUUGAAUGAUUUCAUUUCAAAUUUAAAGAACAUAAGAAUUAAUAUAAAAGAUCAAGAUGAUGUUAUUAUACCAGAUGAUUAUUAUGAUUAUUCAGAUUAAAGUACGGGGAGCUUUGAUUAGGCUAUUUGUUGGUAGAAAUUUUAGAAAUUUUCAAGACCAAAAAUUCCUAAUUGUAAUUUAAGGUAAUUAAAUUAAUUAUCAGGGGACACAUUGCAAUUUUUAAAGGAUUAAUUAUUAAAUAUAUGA